ACGAUUGAAGACGAGAAGGAAAGCCGACUCGAGUGUGCGUGUGCGUGUGCGUCAGUCUCCGGGAUCUUGUAAACGGGAUUGCUUGCGUGCGGGGUGAGGAUGCUGCGUUUGCGGACGCCGUCAAAGUGAAGAGUCGUUUGCAUUCGCUUGAGAUGGACGCGCAUCUUUGGACCGCUGCUUGUGCGCGGAUGCUGCGAGUGAGCGUGGAGGAGGUGGAGGAGGAGGUGAAGGAGGUGUGCACAGCGUGGACGAGCGCCGAGUCUUGUUGUUCUCUUGCCUCUCACGGAUGAAAAUCACAGCUCUUCCCUCGGAAAGUUUUGGCAGCACGGAUGGAGCGGGGCGGCGUGUGCGUGCGUGCCUGCGUGCGUGCGUGUGAGUUAAUUGCCCCAUCCGGAGGCGGCGUGAUGUGAUGCAUGCUCAGGCUGGAGGGGGACGCAUCCGGCACCGGCACUCCCGGGGACCACAGGUGUCCCUCUGGCGAACAGUGACUCCAAAUCCCAAAAUGCCGCAGUGUGGAUAGAGAGGAUUCCCGGUGGGACCCCAACCCUCGUCUCCCUCUCCGCAUCAUUCCUUCUCCACCCGCACCCCCGAUCCACCAACUUCUCCUACUUGCUCCUUCCAAGCAAGCCACCUCCUCCCCCCACAGCACACAUGCAGGCCAGGAAGGGGUACCUGCUCGUGUCAGUGGGGGUCGCGCUUCUCUUCCUCGUCUACCAGUGGGCUCUGCAAAUCGCCGACUUGGAGCAGCAGCAGCAGUUGGAGCGCCACCAGUUUCCCCGGUACCCCGACCAUCAUCACCAGUAUCAGAACCCCCCCAGGCACUGGCCCGAGUUGACCCAGCUGCUGGGACCCUACCUGGAGGGGGGGGAGCAGGAGGAGGACAGUCCUCGAGUCCACCACCAGCACAGCUCGCCCAGGGAGCGGCGCUCCAUCUGGGACAACCUGUACAAGAACAAGCGCUGCCGCAUGGAAACCUGCUUUGACUUCGCCCGCUGCCAGCCGGACUUCGGAGUCUACAUUUACCCUUCACAGAGGGGGGACGAGAUCUCUGCCACCUACCGCAAGAUCCUGGCCUCUAUUGAGGAGUCUCGCUUCCACACCACGGACCCCCUGAAGGCCUGCCUGUUUAUUCUUGCCGUGGACACCUUGGACAGGGACCGUCUGUCGGCCCAAUAUGUCCAGAACGUGAGGAAGCGCAUCCAGAACCUUCCCACAUGGAACGACGGCAGGAACCACCUGAUAUUUAACCUCUACUCCGGCACCUGGCCGGACUACACAGACGAUCUGGGCUUUGAAGUGGGCCAGGCCAUGCUGGCUAAGGCCAGCGCCGACGUGGCCAACUUCCGCCCCAGCUUUGACAUUUCCAUCCCCCUGUUCUCCAAAGACCACCCACUCAAAGCCGGGGGCACCAAUCCCACGGUGGCCCACGCCGCACCCUCCUCCAGACCGUACCUGCUGGUCUUCAAAGGGAAGCGCUACCUGACGGGAAUUGGCUCCGAGACCAGGAAUGCUUUGUAUCACAUCCACAACGGGGACGACAUGAUCCUGCUGACGACGUGUAAGCACGGGAAGGACUGGGAGAAGCACAAGGACUCGCGCUGCCUUCGGGACAACCAAGAAUACUCAAAGUUCGACUACCAGGAGCUGCUCCACAACGCCACCUUCUGCUUGGUGCCGCGGGGCCGACGUCUGGGCUCCUUCCGCUUUCUGGAGGCGCUGCAGGCGGCGUGCGUUCCCGUCAUCCUCAGCAACGGCUGGGAGCUUCCCUUCUCCGAGGUCAUCGACUGGAAGAAAGCCGCCAUCGUGGGCGACGAGAGGCUGCUGCUGCAGGUUCCGUCCGUUACCCGUUCCGUGGACCGCGACAGGAUCCUGGUUCUACGCCAGCAGACCCAGUUCCUCUGGGACGCCUACUUCUCCUCCGUAGCCAAGAUCGUCUUAACCACUCUGGAGAUCAUCCGUGACCGUGUGGACUGGCACGUCUCCAGGAACCGGCUGAUGUGGAACUCCCUGCCGGGUGGUCUCUAUGCACUCCCUCAGUACUCGGCUGACCCCGCACGCUUCCCCUUUUACUACGCCAGCCUGGGUGAAAGCCCACUGCAGCAGUUCACCGCCGUGAUCCACAGCGUCAGUCCCCUGCAGUCCCACGUGUCUCCUGUGGUGAAGCUCAUCAUCGCCGUAGCCAAGUCCAAGUUCUGUGCACGGAUUGUGGUUUUAUGGAACAGCGACAAGCCUUUACCCCCCAGGACCAAGUGGCCCUCCACCAGCGUGCCUCUCAAGGUCAUCCAAGGACAGACCAAGACCAUGAGCAGCCGAUUUGCCCCCCAUGACGUCAUCCUCACGGACGCCGUCCUGAGUCUGGAUGAAGACUCUGUUCUCUCCACCAAUGAGGUGGAUUUUGCCUUUAUCGUGUGGCAGACCUUCCCGGAGCGCAUCGUGGGUUACCCUGCCAGGAGCCACUACUGGGACGCCGCCAGGUCCUGCUGGGGCUACACCUCCAAGUGGACCAACGACUACUCCAUGGUGCUGACGGGGGCCGCUUUCUACCACAGGUACUACCACUACCUGUUCAGCCACUACGUCCCCGCCAGCCUGCUGGCCAUGGUGGACCGCAUGGUGAACUGCGAGGACAUCCUGAUGAACUUCCUGGUGUCGGCCGUCAGCAAGCAGGCGCCCAUCAAGGUGACGCAGAAGAAGCAGUACAAGGAGACCAUGAUGGCGCAGGGCUCCAAGGUGUCCCGCUGGGCCGACCCGGACCACUUCGCCCAGCGUCAGACGUGCAUGAACGCUUUCAGCCGCUGGCUGGGCUUCAUGCCUCUGCUGCACUCGCAGAUGAGACUGGACCCGCUGCUGUUCCGGGACCAGGUGUCCAUCCUGAGGAAGAAGUACCGGGACAUCGAGAGGCUGUGAACGCACCCCCUCUAGACGCCCAUACGUGGACACACCGCCGCACCACGACAUGGGCGUGGGAGCCGCUCACGUCGGCACGUGGAAAACAACCUUUCCCUGGACCGGACUGGACCGGACCAUGGGUCCUGUGUACUAUUGUAGACCUGCAGCCCCCCCCCCCCUUCCUGUCUGUAUGAACAAAGGAGAAAUAAA
This is a messenger RNA of Doryrhamphus excisus (bluestripe pipefish), 3099 nucleotides long. Its product is annotated as exostosin-1. The record is from RefSeq and is a predicted model, not a curated record. Gene Ontology annotation, cellular component: membrane. NCBI's taxonomy places the organism in Eukaryota, Metazoa, Chordata, Actinopteri, Syngnathiformes, Syngnathidae. Gene Ontology annotation, molecular function: glycosyltransferase activity.